Messenger RNA from Scatophagus argus, 9286 nucleotides. RefSeq names its product kinesin family member 26Ab (gene kif26ab). Gene Ontology annotation, biological process: microtubule-based movement. Lineage: Eukaryota; Metazoa; Chordata; Actinopteri; Scatophagidae. The record is from RefSeq and is a predicted model, not a curated record. The transcript has 13 exons. Gene Ontology annotation, molecular function: microtubule motor activity; microtubule binding; ATP binding. Bases 2090 to 7357 code for a protein of 1755 amino acids.
GUGCCGCUUCCUGUCACAAGAUCACUAGUCCUGAACAACAUCGAGGUUUGGCCCUUCGCAAGAUGGGGUUAAUUCCUGACACAGAUUUAUUCGUCCUCAUGUUUUCUUUGGACCUGAGCUCAAAAAGAGUAGCAUAGAGAGCCGAGUCUAGCCAGUCAGUGUGGCCUAAGCGCAGGAAAAAAAAGAGGGAGGUGGACUUGUUAUUUCCCCUGCAGCAGGUCCUGGUGGGGCGGAGGAGGUGUAUGGAAGUACAGUAAAGGGUUCCACCUUUCAUUUCAUCCCAGUGAUAACUUGCUGCCAAGAAUGUGGUAUUUUACUUGGCCCAGAGAAACACAAUGAUGCCGGGCCAGCUUUAAACAGCAUCACAUUCCACAGACACAGAAAAGAGUGGUGGAGAUGCACUGUGCUUGAUUUGAAGCACACACCCUUUUCCUGACCCUCUGCAGCUGUUGCCUGAAACAGGAAUAUCAUCAUCAUCAUCGUUUCGUUGUUGUCUUUGUUUCAUCUUUUUUGCAUAUCACUACUGAUAGCAAUGUAAGUCUGCAAAAGUCCAUACUAAUUGAAUCAGUCACCAGAUUUUCGUGUUUUCUUGCUGACCUCAGAACCCCUGAAAUAAAUGAAAUGAGUGUCCUUCAUGUUUUCGACUUGAUUGAAAACUCAUAUCUGAUUAAUAUUCUUUUUUGUUCUCGAAAGAUACAAUUAGUGGGUUGCAUGUGUAAAUCCUGAGAGCCCGGGAUGUAGGAGCAGAAUAACCAAACAGCAGUUUCUACCCCAAUGGAGUGGAGAAGGCUCCUUAGACACUUGUCUGACAUUCACUAACACCGUUCUACUCAGAGAUGAAAUUUUAAUUAGAAUGCAAUUAGCUGGAGUCGAGCUGCUAUCGCUAGUCUGCUGCUGAGAGAAAAGAGGAGAACAAAAGCGAUUCAUUCAUUUUUUAUUGCGAAAAUAAGUCAACCAUUCAACUGGUUAAAAAAAGCAUUUAAUUUGUUUCAUUUAAGAUGUUUGCUGAGUUGACAAAUCAUAUUAAUACAAAUGUUGAUUUAACUGCAGGGAACAGCAGGUCAGAGUCACACUUUUGACCAUUUCUGUGCACAAAUUAUUAAGGUGUCCCAUGCGAAUAAUAGUUAGUGCCCCUGAAGAUGAUGUAAAAGUAUUCUGUUUUGAUUACCACGUGGUAGAAGUGCCGAUCUUGUUAGUGACAGGUUUACAGCUGCAGCAAACAACAACUAGAUUCUUUGCUUCAGAAUUUUAUCAUUAAGUUAAUGCAUUCAUUUCGGUAUACAUCUGCUUGAAGUAAGUAGUUGUUAAUUUGGGGGAGUAAAUGACUUGAAUGAGUUGUACAGGUAUCAGUAUUUUUAUCCCUUAUAGCUGCCAGGUUGCGUAGAUCACAAAGUGGGUUAUUUUUAAAAUAUUUCUGAAAAUCCAGUUAUAAAAUCAUUCUUUCAUCCUGCUUCCUGUCUCUGGUUAUUGUUGAGACCUGAAACAAAGAUGACCCCAGGUCAGUAAUGACUAACUGGUAAUUAGACUUACCAUACAGUGGCAGGGAGACAGGAAGAGUCAAGGGUCAAACUCUGACCGGAUGGUGUGUGCAUCAUUAUGUGUAUAUGUGUGUGCCAUAGUAUUAGUGAGGGUGGGGGUAAUGGAUUUAGAGCCAUGUGUUUAGCUGACUAGCACAUUAAGCACUGAUUGCCUUGUGACAGAGCAUAUGAUUAGUGUAUUGACACAGCGUUGAGUAAUGAAACCAGGCGGAGCUCACAGCGGGGGCCAGACGAUGUGGCUAACUGCCGCCUAGCAGAUCCUUCUACCCAUCUUUCUGUUCCAUUAACACCUGCUGAUCGUGACACUGUGUUUAUUACCCACAGGACCAGUGGGAUUUCUCAUGCACACUGCAGACAGGAGUCGACUGCUCAGUUUCCAGUCUACCUUUCUCAGUGCGCUCAUCUCUGCAUGGCAGCUUGAGACAGUUUCCAUGGUCUAUUGAUGCUCCCUUGUUUAUGUUUGCUUGGAAGGGGCUUAUCCCUGUGUCAUUUUGCUACCUCACACUAAUCAUACUCAGGAGCCUGAUGAUUUACUCUCUCUAAAGAUACACAUGGGUAAUGAGAAGACCGUGGAGAUAAAACAAGUCAGUAGAGGAUUCAGGGACAUUGUGGUCUGCAGAGGUGGCACACGGGCUGGCGGGUGGGCUGUUGCAGUGGCAGGGAAGACAGCUGUUUGCUGGAAUGCGGCCCUUGAGGAGUGUCAGGAGGAAGUGGUUUUAUGGUCGUCCAUCGCCGCCCUGCAGCUGCUGCCCAGGGCAGCUCAGAAGCUGAACUUGUCCUCCAAGCGGAAGAAGCAUCAACCCUCAUUGCUCCACCCACAGGAGCCAUCCAUUUACCCCACUAAUUUCAGUGGCAUCCUGCAGGUCUCGCCGCCCCCUGCCCCGCCAUGCCUGCUCCGAGCCGUGUCCAAAGUGAAAGAGAACCCAGGCAUGGGAAAGGUGAAAGUGAUGAUGCGUAUCUGUCCGUCUCUGGAGGCUGCAGACUCCUCAGAGUCUCAGUCCUUCUUGAAAGUGGACAGCAGGAAGAAGCAGCUGACCCUCUACGACCCUGCAUCCAGCCCACACUCCAGUUCAGGACACAGGAGAUCUGCCACUGUGGCUGUCCCAAAGAUAUUCGCCUUCGAUGCUGUUUUUACCCAGGAUGCCUCACAAGCUGAGGUGUGCUCAGGGACGGUAGCUGAGGUCAUUCAGUCUGUGGUGAAUGGUGCAGACGGCUGCAUCUUCUGCUUUGGCCAAGUCAAGCUUGGCAAGACAUACACCAUGAUUGGUAAGGACAGCACCACUCAGAGCCUAGGCAUUGUGCCCUGUGCCAUUUCUUGGCUCUUCAAGCUCAUCAAUGAGCGCAAGGAGAAGACGAGUACCCGGUUCUCUGUCCGAGUGUCUGCGGUGGAAAUCUUUGGGAAAGAUGAGGAGCUGAAGGACUUGCUGUCUGAGGUGUCAACAGAGAGCUUACAGGAAGGCCAGUCCCCGGGCAUCCACCUGAGGGAGGAUCCCAUCUGUGGCACUCAGCUCCAGAAUCAGAGUGAGCUACGUGCCCCGACAGCUGAGAAAGCUGCGUUCUUCCUGGAUGCAGCUAUCGCCGCACGCAGCACCAGCAGACCCACUGCAGAUGAAGAAGAUCGACGGAACUCCCACAUGCUGUUCACACUGCACAUUUACCAAUACCGCAUGGAGAAGAGUGGCAAGGGAGGAAUGUCAGGUGGACGGAGCAGGCUGCACCUCAUCGACCUGGGGAGCUGUGAAAAGGUCCUGAGUAAAAGCAGAGAUGGAGGGGGAGGCUUAUGUCUUUCUCUGAACGCACUGGGAAAUGUCAUAAUGGCUUUAGCAAAUGGAGCAAAGCAUGUACCUUACAGGGACAGCAAACUGACAAUGUUGUUGAGGGAGUCCCUUGGCAACAUCAACUGCAGAACCACCAUGAUCGCCCACAUCUCCGAUUCCCCUGCCAACUAUGCUGAUUCACUCACCACUAUCCAGCUGGCAUCCCGUAUCCACCGCAUGAGGAAGAAGAAAUCUAAGUAUGCGUCAAGUUCAUCUGGAGGGGAAAGUUCCUGUGAGGAAGGGAGGAUCCGCCGACCACCCCACCUCAGGCCCUUUCAUCCCCGAACUGUAGCCCUGGACCCAGACCUACCCUCAGUUCUCAGUGACCCAGACUACUCCUCUAGUAGUGAACAGUCUUGUGAUACUGUCAUUUAUGUGGGCCCUGGGGGGACUGCGAUCUCAGACAGGGAGCUGAGUGACAAUGAAGGCCCACCUGCUUUUGUUCCAAUCAUCCCCUCCCUGAACAAGAAAAAGUCUACAAAAGAAGGCCCUUUGGACAGAGACCAGUUCUUUAAAUGCAACACAUUUGCUGAGCUGCAGGAAAGGCUGGAGUGCAUAGAUGGCAGUGAAGAACCCACUGCCUUUGUCGGAGAGGGCAAGCGAAGCCAGGCUAGUCCCAAAACUGACAAAUCUAAAGAGAGCCAAGGCUCUGUUUCACCAAAGACUGUAUUAAAUACUUCUUAUACCCAAGAGGGCAUCUCACCCAAACAAUCUCCUAAAUCUGUUGCCACACACCCGUCCUGCAGUCCCAGUACUAAAUCUAAACUGGACAGUGCCAAGAUGCAAAACAAACCACCAUCAGACAAUGUUCAAAAUGUAUGCAGAACCAGCGCUGAUGGUGAGAAAGCCUUGGUUUCAGAAAGCGGAGUUAGCAUUAACAAAUCUAAUUCUGAGCCUGUGGUGAGGGAGAAGGUCUACUUCAACAAGAAAGUUCUGCCAAAACCAGCCCCACCUCCUUCACAACAGAGAGAUUCCAGCAAGGAAAAUACAGACAAUGAAGAAAGAUCCAGCACCAGAAUGCCUCCUGUAGGAAUGAGCCACCAAGCAGUGAAAAGAAGGGAUCUAUACACUUCCCCUGUGCUCAGAUCGCCAGUGGAGGUUUGCCAGGUGCGCUCUACCUUGAGGGAAAGAUGUCUGGAUCGAGACAUCCUUAGAGCAACUGUCACCUUGCAACAGCCUGUGGAGCUGAACGGAGAGGAUGAACUGGUAUUUACUGUGGUGGAGGAGCUGUCUAUUGGCAGCAUUGUAGAUAAGGGUCGGCCAUCCAGCAUUAUCAGCUUUAACAGUGACUGUUCCCUUCAGGCCUUGGCUUCUGGUUCCCGACCUGUCAGCAUCAUCAGCAGCAUCAAUGAUGAAUUUGAUGCCUACACAUCAGCCGUGGGGGGAUCAGAGGUGAACAUUACAAUGGUCACACCUCUCCAGGAGGGAGCAAUGGAAUCUAUCGAUAGCAGGGGUUCAUCCAUCAGUUCUUGGCUAAGUGAGGUUAGUGUCUGCACCUUGGAGAGUGAAGGGGCUCAUUCUGCGGAUGUCUUCCUUCCACAGGCUAAACACAUGGGACCAGAGGCCACCCUUUACUUUGAUUCCAUGGAUAUGUUCCACUGUGUUUCCUCUCCUAGAGAUGCCAAGAACUCCUUAAAUGAUAGUGGGUUUAGUUUUUCUGAAUUAGACAGUGAUAGUGGUGCCUCAAGCAAACUGUCUUUGACAAAGUACCCCCCAUCUCCAGAAUCAGCCAAAGGAUCCCUCAGAUUCACAUCUAAAAUAACUAAAGCUCACUCGCUUAGCUCCUCCCAACUUCCACAGGGCCCCUCCAUAGUCCACUCCAGUCUUCCUAGGAAGAUUAAACCUACCUCAUCCAUCUCUCAUAGUAGCAGCAGUAGCAGUAGCAGCAGUAAAGAGCCAAUAAGACAAGAGGCUAAGCAGGAGGAUCCUUGGCAGCGCAAUGACAACCACUCAGAACCUCAGUAUUCUGACUCUAGCAGCACCAGCAAAUUCCUCAGAAAUCCCCCCAGUGGCAUCCCUUCCAGCAAAACAUCCAACAACAGCAACAGUGUACCUCGCCCACCCAAGGGGCAGGGGUCUACCUCAUCCCAGAGGGUGGUUGAUGGCUGUGAGAAGUCAGCCACUAAGAAUCCACCCAGUAAAAUGCCUCAGCUGAGACGAGGUGCUACCACCCUGGGAACAGUGCCAGUCAUCCAUUCCUCUACAGACUACAAGGGAGCCCAAGAUAUUAUUGCAUCUACCACAAGCCUUAAAUUCUCCUCUCUGGGGAAAAACAACAAGGCUAACUCACAGAAAUUAAGCAAUCUCCCUAAACCUGGUUGCACCUCACCUCCCCCACCUCCAGUGAGAAAGUCCAGUCUUGAUCAUAAGACUAAGACCCUGCUACCCCAAAGUGCCUUAAAGUCAGCAUAUGGGGAGGCAGGAAGGGCCCCGGGAGCAAGGACAGCUAUAUCAGAGGAUGAGCUAGAGGUACGUCACAGAGUAGACUCUACCAAUUUCAAAACCUCCAGCCUCAGCACAGCCAAAGUUACCUCCAGCCUGAAGGCCAGAGGGCCCAGAGGAGAGACUGGACAGCAUUAUGGCAGUCAGAUGUCCUUGGAAAAGUAUGAAAGUCUGUCCUUAUCAGGCUCCAGAGCUGCACUUAGUAGGGAGAAUAGUGGGGCAAGUCUUGGGAGCAGCAGCGGCAAAUCCAGCAAGUCCAUUCCAAGAUUUGGUAUUCCUAAUUCAUCCAGCUCUCCUAUAGCUACUUGUCCAUCAUCUCCAAGUGGAGGAACUCUUGGCAAACCUGGUCAGGUAAAAGCUUCUGUGAAUCCUAGAUCAUUAGGGGCCGUCAGUGGCUGUAAGGCUCGCUCACUGUCAACCAACAACUCCAAGGGUCUCAGCUCCUCCACCAAAUCGUUGGCCGCUCCUGUUACCAGAAAUACCAAUGCCAACCUUCCUCCAUCAGGACGGACAUCAGCUCCUCGAACCACUGUUGCUGCCAGCAGUAAGCCUGGGAGAGGAACUAUUAUGGGCACAAAGCAGGCCAUGAGGGCUGCCAACAGCCGUGUGAGCGAACUGGCAACAGGCAACAUAUCAGGCAAACACAUGAGAGGUUCAGGAGAUUCAGACAGUGGGAAUGACAGUGGGGUGAAUGUGAGUGAUGACAAAUCCCCCAUAGCUAUGCUGCCCUCUCCAUACAGCAAAAUCACAGCACCCAGGCGGCCUCAACGUUACAGCAGUGGCCAUGGCAGUGAUAACAGCAGUGUGCUGAGCGGGGAACUGCCUCCAGCUAUGGGCCGCACAGCUCUGUUCUACCACAGUGGUGGCAGCAGUGGAUAUGAAAGCAUGAUCCGUGACAGUGAAGCCACAGGCAGUGCUUCCUCUGCCCAUGACUCCAUGAGCGAGAGCGGCAUGUCAUCUUCAGGCAGAACAAAGAGCUCCAAGUAUCCCAAGAAGAGAGCAAAUGGCUUCCAGAGAAGACGGCUCAUCCCAGCACCCCUGCCAGACACCUCUUCCCUGGGGAAGAAGGCAGGCACAGCAGGCCAGUGGGUGGACUUGCCUCCUAUGUCUGGACCACUGAAGGAGCCUUUUGAGAUCAAGGUGUAUGAGAUCGAUGAUGUGGAACGGCUCCAGCGGCGGCGUCAGGAGGAAACCGCAGAACAGGACACAUUCCCGGAUGUUGACAAGGGCCUACAGUAUUUUAACAGUAAACUGAAGAUGUUGGAGAGAAGGCAGCAGCAAGUGAGGGAGCUGAGGGCAAAGCACGAAGUGUUGUUGGAGGAGCUGGAAGACACCAAAGUCCGACUGAUGAUGGACCCCAGCAAGUGGUUAGGAGAGUUUGAGGUGGACCAGAAUUUGGAUAAAGAGUCUCCAGAGUACCUAGAGGCUUUGGCACAGGCCACAGAGGAGCUGGAGUUCUGUGUCAAUCUAUGCAAGUCCCGCGUAAUGAUGGUGACCUGCUUUGACAUCAGCAUGCCAACACCUGGUGCUCAGGAGGGACGGCGCGAAGUCGAAGUCUGAGGACUAAAGAAAGUUGAGGUGGAGAAACAAGGAAGUGAGAAAGCAGAGGAUGAUGAAAUGUAGCCGUCGGUCCAUAGAUAUCACCAGAAUGAAGAACAACAAGUGACAGAGAGGAGAUGAGAGUGGAUCUUUUGCAUGAAAACUGAGGAGAUCUUAACCAUCAAGCUACAGUGCCUCGUUGCCCAGGACAUGUUUAAAUGGCAGAGAAAUGAAACGUGAGCACAAAUGCUGUUGCCUGUAUGGCAAGGCAGUGGCCAUCACUUACUCAAAAGUCAAUGAACAACACCUGGAAGUGCCUUUUUUAUCGUUUGGUUUUUUUUUUUUAUUUCUUUUUAAGUCAUUAUUUUUCAUAUGGUGCAGGUAUCUUAAGCAUACCUAAGGAAACCCUGAACAUAUUGCUUUUCAGAAAAAUAUUUUAUAUUGCAUUGUAUAGUGUAUUUAUAUGAUUAUGUGGUGUGUACAAAUAUCCUUUUAAGGGAAAAAAUAAAGUGGAAAAAAGAAAAGCAAUAAGCUAAUGUUAUUGCGCUCCCAGACUUUGCCUUUUCUCUUGUUUCAAACCUCAGUCAACAUUUUAUCCAUGUUCAUUCAGCCUCUUGCGCCUUAUGUUAACUCUCUGGUUCUGUAGUUUUGUAGAUUUUCAAACUGGACUAUGUUAUCUCAUCAAGGACUGCAUUUGCUGUUGUCACUCAUCGCCUGCCAGCUGGCCUGUGAAAGCCAGCAGGGUAGAGUGAACGUUUUUCUCUCCAGUUGCCUUGAUCGAAAUGGGUCUCAGUGGAUGCACUAAGGUAGAGCAGCAGUUACGUUGGGGGACGGAGAGCUUACUCAAGCUGUGCUUGCCCAUGUUUAUCUCACUGAAAAUGAGAGAUUAAGCCAAAACAUAUCAAUCAGAGGACCACUGUGAUGGGUAGUGAGUGAUUAUUCUUGAUUCAGCCAUUCUCUCUGGUGUCUCAGUCCAGUAUGUGGUCAUGCAACCAUGAGAGACUUAACCCACCCUAGACUAGCCUGCUAGGAUAGCAUCAUGAGUGGUUACACUGAUAGCAGUGCUCAUCAGUAAGCCCAAUAUCUCUCCAAAUGGCCUUGGACUGGGUGCAAUCUAUACCCUGUAAAACACUGAGGCACGGAUUAGACUGCACUAGUCUACUAGCCUCUUAUACAGUACAUUUUCAAGCGCUACUAAACCUCGGCUCUAUGCAUUCCAAUACAUUUACUGCAACUUCUGUAAGAACCUCGAUACUAAUUUAAGGGCAGCAACACAUUUUGGCCUCUUUUGUCCCCUGUUCUUUUUAAAAUAGGCAAAUUAGCAAAGUUAAUUCUGUGUCUCAAACAAAGACUCAAGAAUUGUUAGUUUCCUGCGGGAUGAUGCAGUGGAUAAAGGCAAAUGAUCAUGACAUUGUUUAGGAAAAUCAAUCAUGAUAUCAGCUCUUUGUAGCUGCCAGAAUGUGCUCGUUAUGAAUCAAACGGCUGACACAGAGAGAACAAAGAUGAUCCGUGAAAAUGAUUGUUAUAAAAAACAAACUGGCUUUGUUGUAUUUUGGUAUGUUUGAUUUCUAUAUCUAUGACAAAUAUGACUUUGGUUUUCUUUCUUUUACAAAUAUGUACUGUCUCAGGCCCUCUCUGAAGAUGCUGCAUGAGAUUUUUUAAUCAUUUUUAUGAAUGAUUUCUACUCCAUUUUUACCAUUCUAAUUUUUUACAAUAACUUUGGUUUUCACUAAUAUGGGUUUAGGCUCAUAAAUUAAGUAACUAUUACCAAACCAAGACCUUUUUUCCAAGAAAUUAUUAUAUGUAAGGUCACAUUUCAUAUCAAAACCCAUAUUUUCGAAUAUCUUUGUUUUUGUAUAGGAUUUUCAAACCCUGUGUACAAAUGUAUGAUAUGGCAGCUUGUGUUUUACUUUUACAGUACCUGUGAAUAAAAUGUUUCUUCUUACUGAC